UGACACCCAUCAACACAGCCGUUCUCAUUUUCAAGAGUGUAAGAUAGAGAGCAAGUAAAGAUGCAGAUCUUUGUGAAAACCCUAACUGGCAAGACCAUUACCCUUGAGGUUGAGAGCAGUGAUACCAUCGAUAAUGUCAAGGCCAAAAUUCAAGACAAGGAAGGGAUUCCACCGGACCAGCAAAGGUUGAUUUUUGCUGGAAAGCAGCUGGAAGAUGGCAGAACUUUGGCUGAUUACAAUAUUCAAAAAGAAUCAACACUUCAUUUAGUGUUGAGGCUUAGAGGAGGAAUUAUCGAGCCUUCUUUGAUGGCCUUGGCGCGCAAAUACAAUCAAGAGAAGAUGAUUUGCCGCAAGUGCUAUGCUCGUCUGCAUCCCAGGGCUGUCAACUGUAGGAAGAAGAAGUGCGGUCAUAGCAAUCAGUUGAGGCCCAAGAAGAAGAUCAAGUAAAGGAUCAUUACUGCAUUUGUGCCUCGGAUGAAUUCGAGAGUGAGAUUUUGGACUUGUUUUUGUCAUUGUUGUGGAAUCUGGAUUUACUAAGACAACCUGUGAUUAAUCUACAUGAAUAUUAUUAAGAUUUUGCUGUCUUUAUUUUGAUAUUUACAAUAUAUUCUGUUUUCUGAUU
Messenger RNA from Populus nigra (black poplar), 622 nucleotides. RefSeq names its product ubiquitin-ribosomal protein eL40 fusion protein. Gene Ontology annotation, biological process: protein ubiquitination; modification-dependent protein catabolic process; translation. Gene Ontology annotation, cellular component: nucleus; ribosome; cytoplasm. Bases 61 to 447 code for a protein of 128 amino acids. NCBI's taxonomy places the organism in Eukaryota, Viridiplantae, Streptophyta, Magnoliopsida, Malpighiales, Salicaceae. The transcript is spliced from 5 exons. Gene Ontology annotation, molecular function: structural constituent of ribosome; protein tag activity; ubiquitin protein ligase binding. The record is from RefSeq and is a predicted model, not a curated record.